Molecule: messenger RNA, 936 nt
Organism: Hirsutella rhossiliensis
Lineage: Eukaryota; Fungi; Ascomycota; Sordariomycetes; Hypocreales; Ophiocordycipitaceae
Product: rhodanese-like domain-containing protein
Exons: 2
Coding region: 1-936 (311 amino acids)
Biological process (GO): transsulfuration
Cellular component (GO): mitochondrion
Molecular function (GO): thiosulfate-cyanide sulfurtransferase activity
Source: RefSeq, a predicted model, not a curated record
AUGGCCUCGCGCCGCACCCUCUCGUCCUAUCUCGUCUCCCCCAAGGAGCUACACGAAGCUCUCGGCGCGGCCCCGCCAUCGCCCAUCAGCCCUGAUCCUCGCGUGGUCCCUCUCUGCGCCGCCUGGUUCCUUCCCAAUGAUGGACGGACGGGAAUCCAAGUGUUCCGGGAUCAGCGCAUCCCCAAAGCGCGCUUCUUCGACCUGGACAAGGUCAUUGACAAGCGCAGCCCGUACCCCCAUAUGCUGCCCGACGCAAAGCGCUUCGCCGGCGCCAUGAGUGAGCUGGGCAUCAGAAAGGACGACACGGUCGUCGUCUACGACACCAAGGAACUCGGCAUCUUCAGCGCUCCCCGCGUCGCCUGGACCUUGAAGAUCUUUGGCCACCGCAACGUGCACAUCCUCAACAACUUCAAGCUAUGGGUUGAGCAAGACCUGCCCACCGAAUCGGGCGAGUUCUACAACGUCGAAUGCUGCCCAUAUCCCAUUCCAGAACUGGACGCGAGCAAAGUGGCCAGCUUCGACAAGGUCAGGGAGGCUGCCCAGGACCACAACAAGGAGGGCGCAGAGGGCGUGCAGAUUCUGGAUGCCCGGCCCAACGGCCGAUUCAGCGGCAAGGACCCUGAGCCCCGGGAGGGCCUGUCGUCGGGACACAUGCCCGGGUCGCUGAGCAUUCCCGUUAGCGCGGUCUUGGAUCCUGAGACCAGGGCCUAUCCCUCACCCGACAAGCUGAGGGCCAUCUUUGAAGAAAAGGGCGUCGAUGCGACGAAGCCCAUCAUUUCGACUUGCGGUACCGGCGUGACCGCCUGCGUAAUCGAGACGGCUCUCGACGUGGCAGGAUACGGCUCCGCCGAGGCGCGCAAAGUCUACGACGGAAGCUGGACGGAAUGGGCCCAGCGAGUGCGGCCCUCUGACAACUUGAUUCUGAAGGCGGAGUAA